Paramecium octaurelia is the source of this 1000-nucleotide messenger RNA. NCBI's taxonomy places the organism in Eukaryota, Ciliophora, Oligohymenophorea, Peniculida, Parameciidae. The record is from the annotation of a GenBank genome assembly.
AUGAUGGAAAUGACAACCCAUUUGAUGGGUGUCAUUAAUGCAAGUUUUCAUGCCCUUUAAAAUGUUAAAAUUUGUACCUUUGGUAAAUGUCAGAUGUGUAAUUCUGGCUAUUAUUAUUUCAAUAUAAGAUAUAGCCACAAUUAUGAUAAUUUACUUACAUAACAGUUCUUUCAAAUUGAAUAAAAUUAAUAACCAAAUUAUUUUGUUGAAAUUGAUGUUUUAGUAUGUGGAAUUGGAAAAAUCUAAUAGGCUGAAGAAUGCAAUAAUGGAAACAACUUUCCUAAAGAUGGAUGUUAUAUUGUUAUUUAUAAUCCAUUUUAACUUUAUAGAAAUGCAUCUUUGAUACUUGCUUGUAAUGUAGUUCAAAAUAUGAAUUAAUAAACUGUAAAUGUCUGAAAAUACAAACCGUAAUUCAAAUCUGUAAGUUGUAAUAGGUUAGAUUCAGUAGUUAGUGAUAACUUAAUAUAAGAAUUAAGUGAUAACUUAAUAUAAGAAUUAAUUUAAUUUACAGGUUUUGACACUACUGAUAUUUAAUGUAAUAAUAUUUGUGAUAUUGAGAGGUCAAGAAUCAAAUAUAAUAAUCAAUUACUUGAACUUAGGUGUCCAAAAAAUGUACUUCUUUUUGAAAAUGUAAUUCAUAUAAGCAAAGCCGAAAUCGAUUGCUAUAAAUGUAAAGAUAGUUCUCAGAUUUAAUAUCUUUAAUGUGUGGAGUCCUAUUGCUUGCUUUUUAUUGAUGGUUGGCCACUUACCAAUUGUAUAUACAUAAGGAUAAUUAAAUAGCUUUUGUUUUUAGAAUAAUGCGAUAAAAAUUUAGAUUAUUGUUUGGAUUGUUAUUUUGUCUGUUCAGAAAAUUGUUAAUUGUUAUAAAAAUCCUUAAGAAUGUUUGGUUUGUACUUUGCAUUAUAUUAUGAUAAAUUAUGAAUGUUAAUUACAUUAAGGAUGUAAGAAAUGUAGUAAUAGUAUUUUUUAUGACAUAAUAACUGUCCAAAUGGAGAAAUGA